AUGGGUCUCGACUACAAAGUGUUCACCAGCAGACGUUCUGGCGUGAAUCGGUCCACCCCAGCCGGUCACGAUCAUCUCAAGUGGGUGCCGACCACUUCGACAUUGAUAUUCGGCCAAAAUGAUGCGGUGCUGGUCGAUACGCAGUUAACCAUGGCUGCUGCCAAAGAGUUGGUAGACUGGGUUGUAGCCACUGGGAAGAACCUCACGACGAUCUAUGUCUCCCAUGCCCAUGGCGAUCAUUUUUAUGGCACCGAUGCCGUCCUCGAAAGAUUUCCAGAAGCAAAAGUUGUGGCUACGCCGGAGACUGUCUCUCGUAUGGCUGAAGCCAUCGAUCCCGAAGGGAUGGACUCCUUUUGGAGAAAUCUUUUCCCUGGUCAGAUCCCGGAAAAGCUCGUGAUGGCCACCGCCCUGGAGCAAGACCACUUUAUGUUGGAAAACGAGCGAUUAGAAGUGAUCAGACUGGGCCAUACAGACACAGAUGAUACAACGGCUCUCUGGGUACCUGCAAUUGGCUUGGUUGUUGCGGGCGACGCAGUCUACAACCACACCCACCCAUUCCUCGGGGAGUCGAAAUCCCCAGAGGCCAGAUCAAAAUGGGUAGCAGCGCUCGAUAAGAUUGCGAGCCUAAAACCGAGAAUCGUCGUUGGCGGUCACAGUGACCCGUCCAAGGGAUUCUCUCCCGAUGCCGUCCAAGCGACCAAGGAUUAUUUGAAUGACUUCGCGCGACUGGACGAACAAACAUCCACUCCCGAGGAAUUAUACUCCCAAAUGAUGGAAUUGCAUCCCACUCGAUUGAAUGUUGGCUCACUAUGGGGAGGUGCAACGCUCGUGAAAAAAUGA
Penicillium subrubescens is the source of this 840-nucleotide messenger RNA. RefSeq names its product MBL fold metallo-hydrolase. The transcript has a single exon. Lineage: Eukaryota; Fungi; Ascomycota; Eurotiomycetes; Eurotiales; Aspergillaceae. Bases 1 to 840 code for a protein of 279 amino acids. The record is from RefSeq and is a predicted model, not a curated record.